This is a messenger RNA of Colletotrichum spaethianum, 465 nucleotides long. Its product is annotated as alpha-L-rhamnosidase rgxB. The transcript has 3 exons. Lineage: Eukaryota; Fungi; Ascomycota; Sordariomycetes; Glomerellales; Glomerellaceae. Gene Ontology annotation, biological process: carbohydrate metabolic process. Gene Ontology annotation, molecular function: polygalacturonase activity. The record is from RefSeq and is a predicted model, not a curated record. The coding region runs from base 1 to 465 and encodes 154 amino acids.
AUGUCCAUCAUCUAUUCUCACAAUUUGAUUCUCGAUAGCAUCCUGGUCAACAAUACCGGAAAUCGCUUUCAAAGCUCCAACACUGACGGCGCUGAUACCAUACGGUCGUCCGGUAUCAAGUUCAACAACUGGACGGUCUAUAGCGGAGACGACAGCAUUUCUCUCAAGGCCAAUAGUACUAAUGUUAGUAUCACUAACUCAAGGUUCUACAAUGGACUCGGAAUCGCACUUGGCAGUAUCGGGCAAUACAACGAUCAAUUCGAGACGAUCGAGUGGUUGAACGUCGAGGACUGCUUUUUUGAGAACACUCUUCAUGCGGUUGGUCCUCGCCUUGGGAGCUACAACGAAGUAGUCUACUUCAAAACUUGGACCGACGAUCAAAAUGGAUAUCCUCCAAAUGGAGGUGGUGGUGGGCUCGGAUGUAUGGGCCAUCUGAACUUAUCUUAUGUUCAAGUUGAUUGCUGA